GCUGAUGAAUUGCACAUGCCUUCCCUGCCAGAGAUGAUGUUUGGAGACAACGUCCUAAGAAUACAGCAUGAUCAUGGUUUUGGAAUUGAGUUCAAUGCAACAGAUGCUUUAAAAUGUGUCAAUAAUUGUCAAGGUAUGAUCAAAGUGGCUUGUGCAGAGGAGUGGCAAGAGAGCAGGAGUGAGACUGAGCACACGAAGGAAGUUGUCAAGCCAUAUGAUUGGACUUACACCACAGACUACAAAGGGACAUUGCUGGGAGACACUGCAACAUUAAAGGUUGUUCCUACAACAGAACACAUAAAUACAGAGAAGUUAAAAGCCAGGGAACAAAUUAUGUUUUUUGAAGAAGUACUGCUCUUUGAAGAUGAACUCCACGACCAUGGAGUAUCCAGUUUGAGUGUGAAAAUAAGAGUCAUGCCUUCCAGCUUCUUUGUGCUGUUGAGGUUCUUCUUGAGAGUUGAUGGGGUGCUGAUCAGGAUGAACGACACACGGCUUCAUCACGAGGCUGACAAGGCCUACAUGUUGAGAGAAUAUACUUCCAGAGAAAGCAAAAUAGCAAGUUUAAAGCAUGUUCCACCUUCCCUGUUCACAGAACCCAAUGAGAUCUCUCAAUAUCUACCCAUAAAGGAAACAAUCUGUGAAAAACUAGAAUUCCCAGAGAAGCUGGAGCCUAAACCAGAAGCACCACUGGAAGCCUCAUGUGUCAAGUCUAAAUAAAUGUGACUUUAUAUGGA
Molecule: messenger RNA, 734 nt
Organism: Merops nubicus (carmine bee-eater)
Lineage: Eukaryota; Metazoa; Chordata; Aves; Coraciiformes; Meropidae
Gene: TIPRL
Product: TOR signaling pathway regulator
Exons: 6
Coding region: 16-717 (233 amino acids)
Biological process (GO): TOR signaling
Cellular component (GO): cytosol
Source: RefSeq, a predicted model, not a curated record